AUGCACAGCACGGACACCCAUGUGGCCAUGGACCAGCUUAGCAACCUUGGACCAACUUUCCACUCCAUCCAGGUGGCUGAGCAUGGAGGGGUGAAUCAAGCGGGCGGUCGCUCACCGGGAGAGAUCUCAGAUCGGUUGUCGCUGAAGUACAGCAGCUCACCCGAGGCUGGCAGGCUGCAGCAGCGGAGCAGCAGCCGUGAGUCCAACAGCCACGCCUCAGGCAGCGGAGUGGGCGCGGACGAGCGGCCGGGCGGCCCUUCCGGCAGCGUCCCGCGGCGCCAGCGCUGCACGCGCCGCCGACUCAGCUUCGGCGCGGACGACGAUGCCGAUGACGACGGCCCAGCCGACGGCGAUGCGCGCGCGGCCGGCACCGAUGCGCGCGCGGCCGGGGCCGGCCAGUUCGGCGCGUCGCAGAACAUCGAGCGGCACACCUCGGGGAUCUAUGACCUGAUCGACGCCAUUGGCCUGCUCGAUGCGGAGAGCAUCCCUGCGGAGGCCCUAGAAGACAGCGAGGGCAGCGGCCGCGGCAGCAGCGAGAGCCACCAGCACUCGGAGACGCUUCCGCCACGCGCCACCGCCGCCAGCAACGCAGCGUCCCGCCUGGCGCGCCACGCCAGUGCGCCGCCAGAGUUCGAGGCGUCGCGGCUGCGGCCGGGCGGCGUAAGAAAGGUGCGAGGCGCGGGGCAGCACUCGGUCGGCCGCGACAGCAGCCGCAUGGGAUCCUGGAGCCAGGCCCAGAAGAUCGAGCUCGUGCGGCUGGUUCGCGAACACAGCCCCUGCGGAGCAGCCGACUGGGAGGCCAUAGCGGACCGGCUGGGCCGGUGGAGCCGCGGCGGCGCGAGCGCGGAGCGGAUGUACAGGACGCUGACUGAUCCGGGUUACCAGAAGGCGACUAACAAGCACGGCCGGCGCCUGAAUAAGCGCAGCGGCAUUCCCAUGCAUGUCAUGGCGGCCCACGCACUGCGUUCCCUUCCCGACAACGAGGGUAACCUCACCGAGAUAUCGGACGUGAUCAAGGAGCACCCCGGCUUCGCAAAGGACUUAGACUGGAGCGCGCGGCCCGGCACAAAGACAUAUCCACGCUGGAAGGAUGCGCUCAUCGGCUGCUUCAAGGCCGGCCGCUACCCGCACCUGGUGAAAACCGAGCGCAAGCGCGACGGCUUGAACGUGUACUUCCUCGACGAGGGGCGCAUGCCCGCCGCCGUCGCCGCGGCCGCCGCGAAAGCGAUGAGCGCGGCCGAGGACUCCGAGACCGGCAGCGCGGCGCGCGGUGCAAGCGGCAGCGAUCAGUCAUCUGAGUGAGUCAGAGGAUGUGGGUCAAGCGUUAGUAAUAUUCUGUCAUUGCCAAAUCUGCCAUCUGAGCGCCGCCAAGCACUUCGAAACUGGCAGGGCGGCGCGCGGCACAAAUAGCGGCGACCAGUCAUCAGAGUGACUAUUGGUGAGUCAGCUACUAGGUGCUGCAAGCUACUAAAGCUGAGUUAGUACCGCCAAGGCAAUCAGCGCCGCCGAGGACUCCGAGACGGGCAGCACGGCAAGGGGAGCCAGCGGCAGCGUCAAUCAUUUGAGUGAGUCAGCAUGCGCGACACAGCCAUUGGCAUGUGGGAACUUUAAACUCGAUUGAUUCAAGCCAGCAGUGAUGAUGAUUCAUUGGUAGACAUCAUCAAGGGCUGUGUAGGAACCAACACCGCCAGCGGGCCGCUGGCCCGAGCGGCAGCAAUCAGUCAUCGGAGUGAGUAAGGGAUGUGUCAUCAGAAUGGGUCAAUGCUACAAAGAGGCAAGAACUGUUGCAAGUACAAUCAAUCAUCGAGCUGUGUGAGAGGGCUGGUCAAGGCUGUGAAGAAGGAUGAAUUUUGAUAUUGAGAUCACAUAAAACAGGGAGAGAAUAAGCGCUGGUGUCUGUGCAGCUGCACAUACUGAUUCUUGGCUGGGGCUGUGUGUAAAAGAAAGCAUUCAUCAGCUAUCUUUUAAA
This is a messenger RNA of Coccomyxa subellipsoidea C-169, 1969 nucleotides long. RefSeq lists its product as hypothetical. The coding region runs from base 1 to 1302 and encodes 433 amino acids. The transcript has 7 exons. NCBI's taxonomy places the organism in Eukaryota, Viridiplantae, Chlorophyta, Trebouxiophyceae, Coccomyxaceae. The record is from RefSeq and is a predicted model, not a curated record.